Molecule: messenger RNA, 1782 nt
Organism: Cryptomeria japonica (Japanese cedar)
Lineage: Eukaryota; Viridiplantae; Streptophyta; Pinopsida; Cupressales; Cupressaceae
Exons: 1
Coding region: 27-1619 (530 amino acids)
Source: RefSeq, a predicted model, not a curated record
ACCUGAUUUUUCUCUUUACAGGAAAAAUGACGUUGGGUUUGGCAAGCAGUUUCAAUGAUUUCGUAGUGGAGAUAGUUACCAAGGCGAAAAGGGCAGAGGAAGCGAGAGAUAGGAAAGAGGCAUGCAUCCUUACAGUACCGAUCGCCAUUGUAGGCGAAAGCACCAAGUUCUACCAUUCCACCAUGGUGUCACUUGGCCCUUAUCAUAAUUACUCUCCCCAAUAUCAUGGCAAGAAGAUCGAGGAGUCACUCACGGAGAAAGGAAAGGAGCGGCGGAAGCAGCUUGAUGGAAUGGCAUCAGACAAGCUGUUAGCCACAAGAAGAUUUUGGAAGCUUACCGAUGAUCAACAUCACAAAGGAAAGCUUCAAGCUAUGGUGGAGGUAUGUGAUCGGAAGAAAGUAACUGAUAAAUAUGACAGAGAUUUAUCUCAUAUCCCGACAAAGAAAUUUGCUCAGAUGUGCUUUGUAGACGUGGCGUUUCUGCUGGAAUUUCUCAACACUUUUGUUAUGGGUUUCAAUAGACUAGAGGAUGGUAGCGGUCUCAGCAGCACCAUUCCGCCAGUUUACAGUGGAUGGGAUGACGCCUCUGCUCAGGUAAGUUCCAGUAAUCCUGUUUUCUAUGAACGCAGUAACAAUCCAGUGCUCUUCACCAUUUUAAUGGAUGUCAUGAAAGUGGAGAACCAACUGCCUAUGGUGGUUCUUGAAAAAGCAAUGGAGGUAACAGGGAAAAGGCCCCUGUUGGAGGAUUUGCUCCGCCAUUUGUGUUGCCAUAUUUCCCCUAUAAAUUCCCAAUCUCCAUGGCCUUGUAAGAGCACUCUCAAUUUGAUAGGAUGCAAACAUCUCUUAGAUUGCUUACGCCUUACGCUUGUCUCUAAAGAUUCUUGGCUUUCCUAUAAGAAACAGUUGAAGCAGGCAUCACCAAUUUCUGACUCCUCUGCUUCCGAUUGUGAUUUCAGAUCCCCUGUGCUAAAGUUUUUAUAUUGUCUUCUUAGUCCAUGUCUUAGGAAAAAGGAAACUCCUGAGAUAAGCGAUGAAAGGUAUCUCCCAUACGGAGCAGAGAAACUUAAAAAAGCUGGAGUGGCGUUCAAAGUAAUGGAUCAUGGCGGGAUCCAUGAUAUCUCUUUCGACAAGCAGACUGGCACUCUGCUUCUUCCGGAAAUUGAUGUUGGAGUGUGGACAGAAACAAUUUUCAGAAAUUUAUUGGCAUAUGAGGCUUGCUAUAAAAGUGGAAGCAGUGAGCUUUUAGAGAUGAGUAGCGACGAAGAUCAAAAAGUACUCACUCGAUUCGUCCUGUUUAUGUCCCAGUUAGUGGAAACAGAAAAAGAUGCAGAUGUUUUGAGAGAGGAGAAAAUCAUUCAGAACAAUCUGGGUGACAGCAAAGAGGUGGCCAGGAUGUGGAUCGAUAUGAACAGUUCAAGAUGGAUACCGAAAUGCAACCAAUUUGAUGAGAUUACAAGGGAGCUGAAUGGGUACAUCGGCCAACAAUGGGUUGUCUGGUUCGCUGAAAUAUGGGAAGAAUACUUGUCGAAACCUUGGCUAGUCUUGGCCGUCAUUAUAGCGGUUAUUGUUUUUGCGGAAACCCUCGUAAGUCUCUGGAGCAGUCGGAAGGGCAACAAUUAAUGCGUGUUCUCAAUAGAUUGAAUAAACCAUUGAUUGUGGCUAUUUUUAUAUUCCUAUGUUUGUGUAUGCCCUUUUAGGAGGCGGCUAUUGUCCAGAAUACUGUUUGCCUUACAGUAAAAGGAAAAUUUAUCCUGACUGUUCUGAUUAGAUUGAGGUUUCCCAU